This is a messenger RNA of Anopheles aquasalis, 1166 nucleotides long. Its product is annotated as trypsin delta-like. Lineage: Eukaryota; Metazoa; Arthropoda; Insecta; Diptera; Culicidae. Gene Ontology annotation, molecular function: serine-type endopeptidase activity. Gene Ontology annotation, biological process: proteolysis. The record is from RefSeq and is a predicted model, not a curated record.
UCACUGUAUGGUGCUAGACAGAGAGAUGCAAAAAGAGAGAAGGUAACUGAACACAGAUCUCCGAUUUUGGUAUAAAGUUGAGUCCAGUGUAGGGCUCAUCAAUCAGUUCUCCAAGUUCAGUUCUCCAGUUCCCUUCAAAGUGCCUAGUGAUUUCAAGGAUGAAGCAAAGUGUGAAGCUUAUCUUAUUGGCGUUGAUGCUGCUCUGCGCAUAUUGCACCAAGGCUCAAGACGGGGAAGCGACCGAUCCUGGAAGUGAUGCGGAAUCUACCGCGAAUUUCUCCGAUGAGAAUGGCACCAACCAGGUACAAACUAAAAGAGUUCGUCGCACGAUCGGUGGAGUCCAGUCCGCAAUUGCAGACUAUCCGUACGUUGUUUCGGUAAUAUUGCAAAGCGGAGCAGGAACUACAGUUUAUAGAGUCGGGGCCAUAAUAAGUGACACCCAUGUCCUUACUGUGGCAGACGGUUUUCUUUAUAUUUCCAAUGGAAUCCAAUCGAUUACAAUCCGUGCGGGCAGUGUUUACAAGGACCAGGGGGGGUUCACUUUCCCCGUUUCCAAUUAUGAAAUUCAUCCGAGUUAUAAUCGAGCAACUUCGGAGAACAAUGUGGCCGUUUUAACUAUUAUGGGCACCUUCAGCGGGAGUGCAAAUGUGGCACCUAUUACGGUAGCGACGAGUGAAAUUCCCUUUUCAGCGGGAAACCCUACGUCCUGUGUUGUUCUGGGAUGGGGCAGGGAUAAAUCUGAUACGGUCAUUAUCCACCUGAAUCAAGUCGUUUACAACCUCACUGCCGAUUCGACAUGUAUGGCGCGAUUCGGACCUCUGGAUCCCACAUACUUAUGCGCUGAAUCAGUGUCUGGAUAUAUUUGCAUCAAUUUCAUCGGUUUUCCACUAGUGUGCAAUAACCAGUUGUACGGUUUAAAUCCGAACUUAGGUGAUUGCGAGACAGGCCCUAGGGUAUUUGUUAAGCUACCUGCCGCCAGUAUCCAGUCGUUCAUCGCUCCAUACCUUCCAGUAGCAGCUAGCCAACCGCCUCCACGAAAAAACUACGUGUCGUGUCCAUGAAAAAAAGAAAAAUGUUAAAGACACGAAACAUGUUAACCGCAGUGAGGUCAGCUUGAUGUUAACGAUAACGUUUGCUGAUCACCUGGCGAUGUGACAACGGAAUAA